This is a messenger RNA of Caenorhabditis auriculariae, 5395 nucleotides long. The record is from the annotation of a GenBank genome assembly. NCBI's taxonomy places the organism in Eukaryota, Metazoa, Nematoda, Chromadorea, Rhabditida, Rhabditidae.
AUGACAAGAAGACGCAAAGCCCCCGUCUUAGCCUAUUCACCGAGUUCCAACGGCCAUUCUUGCAGGAAGACGAAACAAAACGGCCGUGAAACCGGAGAAGCAACGACGCCAGAGGCCGCCGACGACGACGACGACGACGGCUGCGAAGAAGACGAACAAACGGUAGUUGAGGCCAAGAAAGCCGAUCUGAUCGAGGCGACACCCAUGGGGUGGAACGACGACGUUGUCGACGAGGUCGACAACAACGUCGUCGUCGCCUCGCCCUUUGGACAGUUGAUGAACAACGAUGGCAACAUCUCCGACAUGUGCAAAGAGCAGGUCGGUAUCGCAGAGAAUUAUUUUCUUUUUCAGUUUCAUACUAGAAUUUUCACCCAUGUUCUAAUGAGCUCUGAGAAAUCUGAAGAUCAAAAUUGAACAGCGAAUAAGAAUUGUUUACUCUUAUCAGUUAAGAAAAACCCUGCAUAAAAGGUUUCGCUGCUCAAUCUUUCGUGUUUUUUUCUUUCUUGGCUCAAUUUUGCAGACUGCAUCAUAUAGUAGAUGGAUUGGGUUUUGAAAAGUAUCCUCAAAGAGAUCUAGCCCUCUUCCAUUUUCCAGAGUCCUUCAAAUUGUCUUCAUAUAUAUAUAACCAGCUCACUAAAAAUCGAACUUUCGCUGAAACGUGCUGACGCAAACGGAAAAAAAACGUAGCUUCUCAGUUCAAACUUUCCACCUGAGUUUUCUGGAAGAUCGCUCAAAAAAAAGAAGCGGACGCAUUGCAAAUGAAGUUCGCGUUGCCAACAACACCCGCAUGGCGUAACAUCUGCCAUCAAAUAAGAAAAAAAAAGUAGAAGAAGAACGGCCAAAGAUUGGAACAAUUAGGUCUAACGGAAAAUCCCGCGGGAAACUUUAGGCCCUUAAAUGAGGCCCGCCAUUAACUCUUUCUUUCCGUUUAGAUAAAAAUUUAACAUUCCUCCUGAUAAGUUUCUUUUUUUUUACUAUCCGGAAUUCUUAAAAUCUGAUUUUACAAGUUGCAGCCUACACGUGGUGCUGUAAACAUUUUUGUAGUCCUGGAUUUCGUGGGAAAAAAAGACUUUUGCAAAGCUAGAGAAACGAAGCUGCAAAGCUAGAGAAAUGAGUUCCACAGCGGACAUCUUACCAAAAACCGAGAAUUACCAAGCGUGAUGAAAAAAAUGGUCUUGAUUUGAAAUAACUCAUGAAACGUGUGAAAAAGGAGCGUUUGAAUGCUUAAUCACUUACUACAUACAUAAGUUUGCUACGUCUUUUUGAAAAUCGUUGCUCUUUUUGAAAUAAGGAAACAAAAAUCUUUUUUGUAACGAUUAUUUUGCCAUUUAGCACGGUGAAUGGCAAGUAAUUGUCGUGUUGAAUUACUCGGUUGGCUUGCGCAUUCCUAAAGAAAAUCUUCGUGCUCUUCUUCUUUCUGAGAUUUCUCUGCUCAUGCUUCUGUGGUUGCUCAUAAGUUCACUCAAUUAGAAAUUUCGAUUUUAAAAUUUGAAACGAAAAAUUACAAAAUUAAUUGAACUGCUCUCUUGGAAAAUAAUAGAGGAUUCUCGGAGUUGAAGCAGGUUCUCUACUUCGGCAAGUCCCAAGAGUUUCAAUAAGAUAUUUCAAGAAAAAAAUUGUGUUCUAAUAAAACUUUUCGGAAAUCUAUCUCUUUUUCUUAUGUGAUUUUUUUCUUUACUUUAUAUGCCAACUAUUAAUUAUAUUUUUCUUCCUCAAUUUCUUACAACUGCUUCAGUUCUCACAUUACUUUUUUUAUUUCGAGAGAAAACGUUUCACUGUCUACGUUAUGAUGUUAUCGCCAUAUUAUACUUCGUUUUCUGAUUAAAAUUCUGGUAAUUUUUCAAAGAUUUUUUUUGAAAACUAUUUGAUGAAUUGUCAAUAAUAUGAUUAAGAUAUCUGACUGAUUUGGAAAAAAAAAUGUAUUACUGAGGCAAAAAAAUUCCCUUAAAGUAGUUUUUAAAUAUUUAAUCAAACGAAUCUCCACUGUAUAUGCUCAAAAGAUUCAAAAACAUUUCAAAGUUACGCUAUUCAAGAACCCAUGGGAAAAUUGAGAGGAAACUUCCCAAUUUUUUACGAUGAAAAAAAGAACAAAAGCGCUAAAAAACAAGAGAGAAGAAUAAAAAAAAAGAGAAGAAUUGGCGUCUUUUUAUCUAUAAAAAUGUUAGGAAGAUAUUUUGCAGCUGCGGCUCCUGAUGCUGCAAAACGCGGCGAGCGGCGAGAUGCUGCCCGGGCCUCUUCUGGCCGUCUUCUGCAUCCCGGCGGUCAUCAUCAUCCUGCUCACCGUCUUCGGCAACCUUCUCGUCCUCUGCUUCAAGGCGCGAGUCGGACGCACCAACACGACCUUGUUGGUGUGGAACCUGGGUCUGACCGACUUCCUUGUCGGCAUCAUUGUCCUGCCUCUCGGAGGAUUUCAUUUGAUCUACCGCCGGUGGAUCUUCGGACGGUUUCUCUGCCGAGUUUGGGUCGCUGCCGACGUCACCUUUUGCACUUGUUCCGUGGUCAGUUUUCCUUUCUUCAUAUUUUCCUUUGUUUUAUUGCGAAGAGUCCUUCCUAAUAGGAAUUUCCCUUUUCAAUAAGUUGAGGAGCAAAAAUUUUUAAAUUUUUCUUGACCCAAUUGAUCUUUUGUUUUCCAUUCUUCUCGAUGAUGUCCCGUUAUCCCUAAAUCGAAUCCACAAAAGUAAAACAGCCGCAAUUGUUUAUUUUGCCUGGCGCCGUGACCUUUUCGUGAACUUUAUUUUGGAGAGAAGCAGUGCUUGAGAUUUGCAUGUGCAUCACAACAAUUGCUUUUUCUCAUUUUUCGAGGGCAAAUACGGCAGAGAUUCGAAAAAAGUCCGGAAAGCUCUGUAUAUUCUUCUAAAAAAAAAAAAAUCAAUUCUUUCCCAACUUAUUGAAUUCUUAAAAGUUGUCUACAGUCCCGGAUAACUCUGAAAACAGUUCAUUCGAAUUAUUCCAAUUUUAUUUCACCUAAAUUCAAAAAAAAAAAACAUGAAAAUUUCGUUCUCAAUGAAUUUUCUCCUCCCUUUUAAGAAAUUCUCUGUGUGAGCCAUUUUCCACUCAAAGAAGCGCUGCUUACCUCUCACUCGCUAGCCCCAUUCACGCGAGAAAUCUAAUAAGCUCCCGAACGAAAAUUUUCAUUUUUUUCACAGCAUCAAAAAAAUAAAAAAAUCUUCCGACUGAAGAAAGAGGUUAUGAGGCUAUGGGGGCAAAAUUACAUCUUUUUUUCCGAUAUUUUUAAAAAUAAACGAAAAAAAUUGAACCAUUCAGAAAUCUUCUGGUGGGUUUCCAAAGUUUUUAAUAUUUCUGAGAGAAAGAUAAAAACUCUGAGAUUUCAGUAAUUCUCAUGCUGAAGUCAUUCGGAAAAAAAAAACAUGAGAACGAAGCUCAAAGUAUUGAGAGAAAAGUCCCACAUAUUCUCAUGACCAAAUUCAUGUGAGCUUCAAAUCUAGCCUGAUAAAAUGCGCUUGCAGGUAACGAUUUGUGUGAUAUCGGUGGACCGGUAUCUGGCCGUUACGCGUCCUUUGCGCUACAAGUCCAUCGUUACCAAGACGAAAGUCGUCCUCGUCAUGCUCAUCAUUUGGACUUUUUCCUCGACCAUUCUGCUCACCACAGUCCGAUGGGAGCAGCCCGAGUGUUAUGACGACGUGAGUUUUCAUCCAAAACUCUUUCUUCCAUUUACAACAUCUUUUAGAAGAGGCGAAGUAUAGAAAAUCUUUGCAAAAGGCAUCAUCUUCGAAAAUAUUUCCUACUUUCCUACCAAGACUUUUUAUAACUUUUGUUUAUUUUAUUUGGAACAGGCCUUGAGAAAUGGAAGAUUUCAGUCAAUUUGUUUCGUGGGCAACGAGAUUCGAUACCUGGCCCACAGCGUCGUCUUCGCAUUUUUUCUGCCGGCCUCGGUCACACUUACGCUCUACUGGCGCAUCUACAAGUUGGCCCGAAACCGACAGAAGGCGCUGGACCGCGGAUUUCUCAUGAUUUUGGGCCAGAACAUGAACUUCCUCACCAACACCAUCAGUCAGCAGGUCCGUUCUCUUUCCCAAUUCCACUCGCACAUUUUUGAUUCCAACCUGAUUGCGGUGAUGUCAAGGCGUAUCUAGACGAUGAUCUCCAGAAAACUUUCUGUUAACAGGACAAAAAUUCAUCGAUUUUUUGUGUUCCCUUACAUGUCCCCUUGAUUUUCGUGCCUCCCUGCCGUUGUAACAACCGUUUCUGCCGUUUUCAAUCCCUUUAAUGUCGUUGACCACGCCGCAGAAAAUCAGGAAUAAACAUGCUCGUGUAUUCAGCCGAUUCAGACGACCCUUCGUGUACAUUUCGGCAAAAAUAAUGGAAUGGUAGAGCAUCAGAGAAGAGUUCUGCGGACACAUGAACGGAUCGCCAAGACCCUCGGCGUCGUCUCAUGUUCGUUCCUCUUCUGCUGGCUGCCAUUCUUCAGCCUCUACCUCACAAGUGAGUACCAUACUUGUUCAAAAAAUUAGAAAAUAUGCAGACUACAAGUGCUCGGGUUGCAUUCCGCCGAUAGCGCUCGACGUCGCCAGCUGGCUCGGCUACUGCAACUCCAUGCUCAACCCCAUCAUCUACUCCUUCACCGUCAAAGAGUUCAAGCGGUCCGCGCUACGUCUGGUGGUGCCAGUCUGGCAGUUCGCCCAUCGGCUUUUGUCCUGCAUCCCGCCGCCGCCAGACCACGUCAUGCAGCGAAUGUCGCGACAUGGACAUCGCGCCAAGCAGAAGACGCGACAUCGCUCCUUCGAGAUGGGUGCAAACAAGAGCGGCGUCCUAACGACUCGUGUCUGCCACAAACGACGGCAAACCGAGCCGGCCGUCUUCGGUUUGCAGAAAAAGGUUUUUUUUCCUUUUUUUCUUCCUUUAUACGAUGUUAGAAAUUUCUUGAUUUGAUAAUUGCUAAUUCCCGAGGUUCACGACUAUUUGCUUCACUUCUAUGGAAAAAAGAAGGAUAUCUACUUUUCUAGCUUCGAGUAGUUUGGAUUUAAUGUUUAAAGAAAUGUCAUAACAGUAGAUGAAAGGGUAUUUCGAGGACCUCGAAGAAAUUUGCAAGAAAAACUCUAGUUUACUAUUUCUUGCGAUGCCCUGCCACCUAACCAAACGAUUUCAGCCGAGCGCACUUGGCACAGAGCCGAUGGUCGUGGAGGAGGACGAGGACGCGGUGGUCGACUAUUCGGAGACCAACGGCUUCACGACGUACCACGAGACGACGGCGUCGCAGUCGCAGCAGCGAUUCUCUUCCCGACGUCUCUCCGAUCAGCCGCCCCUGAUGCCUAUCAUCGAGCACGACAGCAAGACCAACGGCUCGACUCGCAACGGCGGAUCGCGUUGUUUCGUCGAGGACGACGAGUCUUGUUCGCUACGAGUCAUCUGCGAUACGAAGGCCGCCGAAGUUUAA